AGCAUAUGUGUGGGUGGGGGGAGGGAUGUGGGGGCUGGGUCAAGACUAUAAAAUGUGGACAAAUCUCAAUGGGUAUGUGUGACAGAGAGAGAAACACACACAUACAUAAAGAUAAAGUGAGUGGAGAAGAGAAGGAGAACCGUUAGAGGAGAAGGGGGGAAAACAGCCUGAAACAGACUUGUUUAUGGACUACUGUGUGAUAUGGGAGGCACCUCUUAAAUUCUUCACGGGGGUCUGAACCUGAGCUUUAAUUUGUACUCAGUUAGCAAAUAAACUCUACUGGUUUAAAACAAAAGGGACAAAGGAGAGAAGAAGAAGAAAUGAAGGACUUGGUGCAGUCAGUAGAACUAGGAGUCUCUCAGCGGAAAGGCAUUAAAGCAACUCGACCCAAAGUUUGGCUAAAAAAUGAACUUGUUCGUGUUGGACUUGCUGAAUCCCUUUGCACAUAUGUCAUGAUGGUGUUUGGCCUGGGGUCUGUGGCCCAGGUAGUGACAGGACAGGGAGCAUUCGGACAGUACCUCAGCAUAAACCUGGGUUUUGGACUGGGUGUCGCUAUGGGGAUACAUGUUGGAGGGAAAGUCUCAGGGGCUCAUAUGAAUGCUGCAGUGUCAUUCACAAUGUGCACAUUUGGUCGCCUUACGUGGAGGAUGUUGCCUGUGUAUGUUUUUGCACAGCUAUUGGGAUCAUUUCUGGCAGCAGGGACAGUUUAUGCUGUCUAUUAUGAGGCCAUACAUGAUUAUUGUGGAGGAAACCUGACUGUAACUGGUGUAAAGGCCACAGCUGGUAUUUUUGCCACCUAUCCUGCACCGUACCUCUCCUUGCUGGCUGGAUUCAUCGACCAGGUGUUUGGCACAGCUAUGCUGCUGCUGUGCCUGAUGGCUCUGUCCGACCAGAAGAACAAACCGGCCGCAGCAGGCAGCGAGCCUGUAGCGGUGGGUCUCCUGGUUCUGCUCAUUGGCAUUUCUCUGGGCAGCAACAGCGGCUAUGCUAUCAACCCCACCAGAGACAUCGCACCCAGGGUCUUCACUGCCAUAGCAGGCUGGGGAGCUGAUGUGUUCAGGUCUGGAAAUGGGUGGUGGUGGGUGCCUCUAGUUGCUCCCCCCAUUGGAGGUGUAUUGGGUGCGGGAGUCUACAAGGCCCUGGUGGAAAUGCACCACCCACCCCUCUCUGAACAGGGUGGGGGGUUGGUGGAGGAGUUGGAGGAGGAGACUGCUCCUCUGGAGAAACCGAAAAACAUCUGUGCAAAUGUAUGUGUGUGACAAACCCAGCUGGGUAAAGUGUUAAAGGCACGUCUGUGGAUAUCUGAACGCAGAGAAAACAUUCCAUGAUGAUGAGGGUAAAAAAAAUAGACCAAAAAUGAAACGCUCAGGUCGGGGACUGAAAAUUUCUGAGAAUGGCUCAAAUAGGGUUUUCAAUAAUAUCAAGCAAUUUCAAAAUGGGUCUGUAUUAUGUCAUUUAAUUUAUGAGUCAUUCAAUUUCUGUAAAAGAGAUUGACUGUAAUACAUAUAACAUAUUCACAAUCUGACAAUUUUAACCGUGAUGCUGACAACACCUGUGGCUGGCUCCUAUCCAUGCAAGUUAUAGAUGAAAAACAAACAAAACUAGAGCCAUUUCAUGCACCGAAGGGGAAUUUUAUGUCAGGAUCAUUGAGGAAGAAGCAGCUGAUAUAACCUUGGUAUCAUCCAUUACAGCAGUCAACAGAGGCCCACUAACACGAGUUUGGAAAUAACAGUAUAUGUAAAAUAAAACAAAUAGCCCCAAUACUUUGCACUUAAAUAAGCAUGCGUCCUUUGAAAAUAAGAAAGAAACAGUAGGAGGUGGCUCCUCACAGCAUGAAAGGGCAGAAGCACACCCAAAGACAAUGUACAUGCUUAUCUUACCAACAGUCCAGCACACAACAGCCUUAAGGCAAAAUGUGUGUUUCCUGAUUCGAUCCAAAAACCAAACCCUAGAAUCUUAUUAAGUCUGCCCACAAAUUUUAUCUCCAAAAUACUGCUACAUAUAACACAUUUAUUGAUACAGACUCGUCAGAGCAGAUGUUAUCACACAACAAGAUCAACAGGUCUGUAACAUGUAACAUUUCAUGGUUCAGAUUUGAAUACACACUUAAGUGAUGUAAUGUUUGAUACUGAAGCUCCCAGGCGUUGGUUGUGUACGCCCGUCAGUUUCCACAGAUACUCUGAAUUGGAUUAUUUACAUUGAAACAUGAGAUGGUGUUUGCAGGUGAAAAGCGCUGUUGCUGCCCAACUGAAACCAACACAGUAUUAUUUUCUUCCUGUUUCUUUCAAUGUUACAUUUACAUAAAUUUGUGUUAUUUAUCAAUUUUCAAACUUAUUUUAUAAUUGUAUAUAUUAUAUAUAUAUAUAUAUAUAUGUUAUUGUUGUAUAAUACAUUCAAAAUUAAAAUAUUUACAACAGCAAA
Molecule: messenger RNA, 2421 nt
Organism: Seriola aureovittata
Lineage: Eukaryota; Metazoa; Chordata; Actinopteri; Carangiformes; Carangidae
Gene: aqp7
Product: aquaporin 7
Exons: 6
Coding region: 321-1259 (312 amino acids)
Biological process (GO): glycerol transmembrane transport; water transport
Cellular component (GO): plasma membrane; basolateral plasma membrane
Molecular function (GO): glycerol channel activity; urea transmembrane transporter activity; water channel activity
Source: RefSeq, a predicted model, not a curated record